AUGCCCACCCGUCUCCAUCACAACCGAAAGAAGCGCGGACACGUCUCUGCUGGUCACGGUCGUAUUGGCAAGCACAGAAAGCAUCCUGGUGGUCGCGGUCUUGCUGGUGGUCAACACCAUCACCGUAUCAACAUGGACAAGUACCAUCCUGGUUACUUUGGUAAGGUUGGUAUGCGCCACUUCCACUUGAAGCGCAACCAAUACUGGCGUCCUGUUGUCAACCUUGACAAGAUCUGGUCUUUGGCUGGUGAAGGUGUUCGUGAAAAGUACAAGAACACUGAAAAGGUCCCUGUCAUUGAUGCUUUGCAAAACGGUUACGCCAAGGUCUUGGCUAAGGGCAAGGUCUCUCAACCCGUCAUUGUUCGCACUCGCUUCGUCUCCCGUCUUGCUGAGGAAAAGAUCAAGAAGGCUGGUGGUGUUGUCGAGCUCAUUGCUUAA
Messenger RNA from Lichtheimia ornata, 438 nucleotides. RefSeq lists its product as uncharacterized. Gene Ontology annotation, molecular function: structural constituent of ribosome. Bases 1 to 438 code for a protein of 145 amino acids. The transcript is spliced from 4 exons. Gene Ontology annotation, cellular component: ribosome; cytosolic large ribosomal subunit. The record is from RefSeq and is a predicted model, not a curated record. Gene Ontology annotation, biological process: translation. NCBI's taxonomy places the organism in Eukaryota, Fungi, Mucoromycota, Mucoromycetes, Mucorales, Lichtheimiaceae.